Molecule: messenger RNA, 234 nt
Organism: Racocetra persica
Lineage: Eukaryota; Fungi; Glomeromycota; Glomeromycetes; Diversisporales; Gigasporaceae
Source: the annotation of a GenBank genome assembly
AUGAGACUUGAAACCUUUCCCGAAAAAACAUCAACUCCUGACAAAAGUAUGAUAGAUAAUAAUCAAGAGAUUAUUGUAAUAUAUUUACAGAAACGACAACAAACUACACGUUAUUAUGGCAUACCAUAUAAAACAAUUACAAUCACAGAAACUGCAGUACCUUUUGUUCCUUCUCGUGAUGUUAAUAAUCCGAUGACUGCGACACUUUAUUACCAACUUGUCAUGUAUUUGAUU